Molecule: messenger RNA, 3537 nt
Organism: Elephantulus edwardii (Cape elephant shrew)
Lineage: Eukaryota; Metazoa; Chordata; Mammalia; Macroscelidea; Macroscelididae
Gene: PC
Product: pyruvate carboxylase
Exons: 20
Coding region: 1-3537 (1178 amino acids)
Biological process (GO): gluconeogenesis; pyruvate metabolic process
Cellular component (GO): cytoplasm
Molecular function (GO): metal ion binding; ATP binding; pyruvate carboxylase activity
Source: RefSeq, a predicted model, not a curated record
AUGCUGAAGUUCCGUGUGGUCAGCGGGGGCCUGAGGCUCCUGAGUGUCCGCCGCGCCUCCACUAUCCCCGCUGCCUCCCCAAAUGUCCGGCGCCUGGAGUACAAGCCCAUCAAGAAGGUCAUGGUGGCCAACCGAGGUGAGAUCGCCAUCCGCGUGUUCCGGGCCUGCACGGAGCUGGGCAUCCGCACAGUGGCCAUCUACUCGGAGCAGGACACGGGCCAGAUGCACCGGCAGAAGGCAGACGAGGCCUACCUGAUCGGCCGUGGCCUCGCCCCAGUGCAGGCUUACCUGCAUAUCCCAGACAUCAUCAAGGUGGCCAAGGAGAACGACGUGGACGCGGUGCACCCUGGCUACGGGUUCCUGUCCGAGCGAGCGGACUUCGCCCAGGCCUGCCACGAUGCCGGGGUCCGGUUCAUUGGGCCUAGCCCCGAGGUGGUGCGCAAGAUGGGUGACAAGGUGGAGGCCCGGGCCAUUGCCAUCGCUGCAGGUGUCCCUGUGGUCCCAGGCACAGACGCCCCCAUCACCUCCCUCCACGAGGCCCAUGAGUUCUCCAACACCUAUGGCUUCCCCAUCAUCUUCAAGGCCGCCUACGGGGGCGGGGGGCGUGGCAUGAGGGUCGUCCACAGCUACGAGGAACUGGAGGAAAACUACACAAGGGCCUACUCAGAGGCCCUGGCCGCCUUCGGGAACGGGGCACUGUUUGUAGAGAAGUUCAUUGAGAAGCCACGUCACAUCGAGGUGCAGAUCUUGGGUGACCAGUACGGGAACAUCCUACACCUGUAUGAGCGAGACUGCUCCAUCCAGCGGCGGCACCAGAAGGUGGUGGAAAUCGCGCCUGCUGCCCACCUGGACCCCCAGCUCCGAUCCCGGCUCACCAGUGACUCCGUCAAGCUUGCUAAGCAGGUGGGCUAUGAGAACGCGGGCACUGUGGAGUUUCUGGUGGACAAACACGGCAAACAUUACUUCAUCGAGGUCAACUCCCGGCUGCAGGUGGAGCACACGGUCACCGAAGAGAUCACGGAUGUGGACUUGGUCCACGCUCAGAUCCACGUGGCCGAGGGCAGGAGCCUGCCGGACUUGGGCCUGCGACAGGAGAACAUUCGUAUCAACGGCUGUGCCAUCCAGUGCCGAGUCACCACAGAGGACCCCGCACGCGGCUUCCAGCCCGACACUGGCCGCAUUGAGGUGUUCCGGAGCGGAGAGGGCAUGGGCAUCCGCCUGGACAACGCCUCUGCCUUCCAGGGCGCCAUCAUCUCCCCACACUACGACUCCCUCCUAGUCAAGGUCAUCGCCCAUGGCAAAGACCACCAAACUGCGGCCACCAAGAUGAGCAGGGCUCUGGCCGAGUUCCGCGUCCGUGGAGUGAAGACGAAUAUCCCAUUCCUGCAAAAUGUACUCAACAACCAGCAGUUCCUGGCAGGGACCGUGGACACUCAGUUCAUCGACGAGAACCCAGAGCUCUUCCAGCUGCGGCCCGUGCAGAACCGCGCACAGAAGUUGCUGCAUUACCUGGGCCAUGUCAUGGUGAAUGGCCCCACCACCCCAAUCCCUGUCAAGGCCAGCCCCAGCCCCACUGACCCUGUGGUCCCCACAGUGCCUAUAGGCCCACCCCCGGCUGGCUUCAGGGACAUCCUGCUGCGAGAGGGGCCUGAGGGCUUUGCCCGAGCAGUGCGCAACCACCAGGGGCUGCUGCUGAUGGACACAACCUUCAGGGAUGCUCACCAGUCGCUGCUGGCCACCCGUGUGCGCACCCACGACCUCAAGAAGAUUGCUCCCUAUGCCGCCCACAACUUCAGCAGCCUUUUCAGCAUGGAGAACUGGGGAGGAGCCACGUUUGACGUAGCGAUGCGCUUCCUGUACGAGUGUCCCUGGCGGCGGCUGCAGGAGCUCCGGGAACUCAUCCCCAACAUCCCCUUCCAGAUGCUGCUGCGUGGGGCCAACGCCGUGGGCUACACCAACUACCCCGACAACGUGGUCUUCAAGUUCUGCGAGGUGGCCAAGGAGAACGGCAUGGACGUCUUCCGGGUCUUCGACUCCCUCAACUACCUGCCCAACCUGCUGCUGGGCAUGGAGGCGGCGGGGGCGGCGGGCGGCGUGGUGGAGGCGGCCAUCUCCUACACGGGCGACGUGGCUGACCCCCGGCGCACCAAGUACUCGCUGCAGUACUACCUGGGCCUGGCUGAGGAGCUGGUGCGCGCCGGCACCCACAUCCUGUGCAUCAAGGACAUGGCGGGGCUGCUGAAGCCCGCGGCCUGCACCAUGCUGGUGGGCUCGCUGCGUGACCGCUUCCCCGACCUCCCGCUGCACAUCCACACGCACGACACGUCCGGCGCCGGUGUGGCCGCCAUGCUGGCCUGCGCCGAGGCGGGGGCCGAUGUGGUGGACGUGGCCGCCGACUCCAUGUCCGGGAUGACGUCACAGCCCAGCAUGGGGGCCCUGGUGGCCUGCACCCGCGGGACCCCCCUGGACACAGGGGUCCCCCUGGAGCGGGUGUUUGAUUACAGCGAGUACUGGGAGGGGGCCCGGGGGCUGUACUCGGCCUUCGACUGCACGGCCACCAUGAAGUCCGGCAACUCGGACGUGUACGAGAACGAGAUCCCGGGGGGCCAGUACACCAACCUGCACUUCCAGGCCCACAGCAUGGGGCUGGGCGCCAAGUUCAAGGAGGUCAAGAAGGCCUACGUGGAGGCCAACCAGAUGCUGGGCGAUCUCAUCAAGGUGACACCCUCCUCCAAGAUCGUGGGGGACCUGGCCCAGUUCAUGGUGCAGAAUGGGCUGAGCCGGGCGGAGGCCGAGGCCCAGGCCGAGGAGCUGUCCUUCCCCCGCUCGGUGGUGGAGUUCCUGCAGGGCUACAUUGGGGUCCCCCACGGCGGCUUCCCCGAGCCCCUGCGCACUAAGGUGUUAAAGGACCUGCCUCGAGUGGAGGGGCGGCCCGGGGCCUCCCUGCCUCCCCUGGACCUGCAGGCGCUGGAGAAGGAGCUGAUCGAGCGGCACGGGGAGGAGGUGACCCCCGAGGACGUGCUCUCAGCAGCCAUGUACCCCGACGUCUUUGCCCACUUCAAGGACUUCACGGCCACCUUCGGCCCCCUGGACAGCCUCAACACUCGCCUCUUCCUGCAAGGACCCAAGAUCGCUGAGGAGUUCGAGGUGGAGCUAGAGCGGGGCAAGACGCUGCACAUCAAGGCUCUGGCCAUGAGCGACCUAAACCGCGCUGGCCAGCGGCAGGUCUUCUUUGAGCUCAACGGGCAGCUGCGCGCCAUCCUGGUCAAGGACACGCAGGCCAUGAAGGAGAUGCACUUCCACCCCAAGGCCCUGAAGGACGUGAAGGGCCAGAUUGGGGCGCCCAUGCCCGGGAAGGUGAUUGACAUCAAGGUGGCAGCUGGCGCCAAGGUGACCAAAGGCCAGCCUCUGUGUGUGCUCAGUGCCAUGAAGAUGGAGACUGUGGUGACCGCACCAAUGGACGGCACUGUCCGCAAGGUCCACGUGACCACAGACAUGACACUGGAGGGGGACGACCUGAUCCUGGAGAUUGAAUGA